UGAUGCGGUUUUCUUCGCGAUAUGGCACAUAGGUACGCUAUCGAUUCGUUAAAGUAGGUCCCUAUAUAAAAACAAAGUAUUAUCAGGACAUUGCAAUAAAAUUCCAUCACCUCGUUCCCACAAGGCCAUGUGCAACAAACUAUGCAUUCGCUGCCUUGUACCUACUUAUUGUCUGUCAACAAAAACACCGGCGCUGGGUUUCUUCAUAUAAAAAACUACAAAUUAUUUCCGUAUUUUUUGCCAGUCAUUGAAUCAACUACUUACAACUGAUGUUAGAUAAAAUAAUAUUAAUAGAAAUAUUUAGUAAAACUUCAAUUAGAUUGGAAAAAUAAUAUAAGUAUAGGUAUACCUCAUACCUCCAUGUUUCAGUAUAGAGCAAUGCUUUUAACCUGCUAGUACCUAGAUAGAUGGAAUGUGGAAUGCUAAGAAGUUGACGAAGUCAUUCAUUGUAUAAAAUUUUUGCUAAAAUCUUACUGUACUGCGUACAAUUAUUUUAAAUAUAAACCAAUAAAACUGAAAUAUUUUUUUAUGUUACGAAUUGGACAUCUGCAAUGUUGAACUUAUCAAUGGAGGUCCUUGUACAUGCAUUUGUUUGUAUUAAAGGAUGCAACGCAAUCGCAUUAUCUGCCGCGGUAUCUCUGUACACAAAAUAAACGCCACUUUAGCUAUCAGGUAGGAUCUGUAAAAUGCAAACAAUUGUAUUGAGUUGUCGUUGACAAAAGCAAUUUAAUAGCAGUUUAUUUUAUACGUUAUUUAGGAAUAGCAGGAUAGAACUUGAAUACUUGUAUAACUAACUCGUAAAACUAGCAAAAUUUACAUUUCUAUAUUGAAUCAAACGAUUAAAACUUAGUUCCUAAUAUAAAUAAACUAUACAAACCCACAUCAUCUCAAAAAAAAACUCGUUAACAGAUUGUUAACUAAGUAUAAGUAAAUCGCUUCGGAAUUUCUAAUGACUUUUUAAUUAGCCGCCACAAAAUCUGAUAUCAAAUUACGUGACGGCACAAUAGCCAUAAUAUAAGUUACAAAUUAAUUUUCCCACAUACCCUUAAAGUAAUAACAUUCUUUUGUGUGCAAACAGUAUCCAUUUCCCAUUGAACUGGUAAAUUGUAUGAAUGGACGGACGUCACAACACUCGUAAGCUCAUUGGUGCGUACGCGCCGAUUGCGGUGGCUGAUAUGAUAACAUCUAUUUGAGAUACAGUUACAAGUUUAGGGGAUGAUGCGCAAUUAUUCCUUGGGGUGUGGCUUAUGUAAGUACCACCCUUCUUGCCUGAAUAUAAUUUUAGACUUGAAAUGUAGAUUUAGUUUGAUCAAGUUAGUGCGAUGGACGUAUCUCCGAUGUCCGGUCGGUGCAGUUCGGACUUCAGUAUCGAGAGGAUUUUGAGUGAGGAUUCUGGCAGAAGCCGGGAGGAGGCACCCAGCUGGCUGUGCUGUACUCGGUAUAGGCCCCCACGACUUCCAAGGUCUACAAGCAGCGCCUGCCGGGCGCGCCGCUCGGGUCGCCACGCGCGGGUGCCGUUCACCGCGGCGCAGGCGUCGGCGCUGGAGGCCGCCUACGCUAGGGCUCCGUACCUCGCCCCGCCAGCCCUGCGCGCCCUUGCCGCAGCCCUACAGCUCAGAGACGACAGAAUAAAAAUUUGGUUCCAAAACCGGCGAGCGCGGGAGAGAAGAGAGAAAAGUGCCAACAUAACUCCGCCACUCGAAGUGACUUUACCACCGACCUCCCGCAUACCACAAUCUGCCACCUGGAUACCGCAAACAAAUACCACACAUUUUUUACCUGUAGAAUCCAAUGCCGUUAGUGCUCAUGAGAAUAUAGAGAUUCACGGAGUGCCCUAUGAUUUGACAGUGACAUCUUUACAAUCUUCUCUUUAUUCUGAGACGAUGAGAGGGUCACCUCCAGGGAACAAUAGGUCCGAAACACCUCUAGAUGUUGAGAGCAUAGACGAAUAAAUACGGCUGUGAAUUGAAUAAUGGUUUCGGCAGUAUAUAUGUAGUAUUUAUGAUUUGAGCACAGCAUAGCCGUCCUUACGAUAGCAGAGCUGCAUUAAAGGAGUUACGAAUUUCAUAAAUUCAGCUCGGGUAGGUAUAUAAAACAAAACUAUUUCUGUGAUAUAUUAAACUAGCGUGUCAUUUGUGUAAUAAAUUAAGAAAUAAAGUGUGUAUUUAUUUAUAUAAUAUCUUUAGAUAAAUAUUCCCCUAUACAAAGCUAGAUGAGACUAACUCAGACUUUAGUGCGAUUUCAAUGAAAUCGAAAAAACGGCGUUUGGUGACUAAUAUUCGAACGACAUACAUUUUAGCUGUAUGGAAUUUUAAUGUGCGCAUGCGUCAAAACGCGCACGCGUUGCGUAGCGUACGUAUUGGUGUGCAUCUGCCUUUAAAUUCCUAUUCCCGCUAUUAUCAAUCAUAACAAGUUAGAAUCGGUUUGUUUAUUGUAUUGGGGACACAACGACUCCAUUCAGAGCGUGAGCCAGUCCCUCUUAUCAGUUGAAGCGCUGCCUCCCUACUGAGAUUACACACUACUU
Molecule: messenger RNA, 2524 nt
Organism: Plodia interpunctella (Indianmeal moth)
Lineage: Eukaryota; Metazoa; Arthropoda; Insecta; Lepidoptera; Pyralidae
Product: homeobox protein MSX-1-like
Exons: 3
Coding region: 1323-1952 (209 amino acids)
Biological process (GO): regulation of DNA-templated transcription
Molecular function (GO): DNA binding; DNA-binding transcription factor activity, RNA polymerase II-specific
Source: RefSeq, a predicted model, not a curated record